GCCAUACAGAUUAAACGGUGCUCAAACUCCAUUAAUUUCAGAACUGACACCGAUGUACUGGGCACGGCGUACAGUGCUUUCUUCUGAUUGUUUACGUGUGCUAUCUAUUUACUCCUCGCGGUGACGGGCUCUCUUUGUUUAUAGUCAGUUUUCAAGCAGUUAUACGAGUCGGAGUUUCGUGGUGGCCACCGUUGUAGUUUUAGUUCUCGUGUUUUUAAAAGUUUUUAUUUUUCCGCGUAGACAUUCGACGAUUUUAACAUUUCGCGUGGACAAUCGAUCAGUUUUAUGAAUAGUUUUUAAGUUAUAAUGUGUGCCUGCCUGAGGAUGACCCCCAUGCGGGGCGAAACGUUACGGAUGCGUAGGAACUAAUGUUUCGAUUUUUUAUGGCUGCAAGCUGAAUAAAUAAGAGUUUCAGACGGAGUUUUGAUACAGGAUGAGCUUAAUUUGGUCGUUUAGAAAUUCUGAGACACUAAACCGUACAAUAACAGCCAUGAGUUGGAACAAAGUCAAUCACAACAUCGUAGCUGUGGGUUACGGAAAAUAUUUUUAUAGCGAGGCCAUGAACGGACUUGUUUGCUGUUGGUCCGUCAAAAAUCCGUGCCAGCCUGAGCGAAUGUACCAGAUUCCCCAACCCGUGACUUCUUUAUCCUUUUCGAGGGACCAACCAAACUUACUCGCGGUCGGCUGCUAUAACGGAGCCUUUUACAUCAUUAACAUAGCUCCUCAAGAGACUGACACAAUAAUUUUAAACGAGAUGAAAAACGUAACAACUCACGGUCCGUUAUGGAAGGUGUUGUGGUUCUACCAUACAAAUUUUGUAAAGGAGACGGAGGAAAUAAUUACCGUGGAUCAAAGUGGGCACGUGCGAAAAUGGAGCAUCGAGGCAGAUUAUGCUUGCCAUGAGUUGAUCAAGUUGAAGUACUUUCACGAACAUUCAGGAAGUGAAAAAAUGGAACAAGCGGACGAAAUUACUCAAAGACUCAUGGCUGGCUUGUCCCUUUCUUUGCAUCCUUCGAACAGAACUCUCUACUACGUUGUGACUGAAGAAGGAUACAUAGCGUUGUGCUCCAUAACAAAUCGAGACCAAUAUAUGAGCGUGAUCCAAGGGCACAUCGGACCAAUCUACGGAAUCCAUCACUCGCCGUUUUGUCCUCUUAUUUUUAUCACCCAUGGCGCCGACUGGAACUUAUGUAUUUGGGCUGAGAAUAUGACCGAGCCACUCUCAAAGUUGUGUUGCAGCAUGGACGCGGUAAAUGACGCUGCUUGGUCUCCCACCCAUUCUACGUUUUUGGCUAGCGUAAGCGGAGAUUGCAUCCAUUUAUGGGAUAUUUCUCGCAAGACUGUGACGCCUUUGUCGACAUUAAAAGUUUCAACCGGAGGCUUGACAUCUAUUGUCUUCUCACCAUCUGGAAAGGUAAAUUUUAUUUAUGUAUCUAGCAGGAAAUCCGUGCUGCGCACAGAAAAAAAACAUGAUCAUUAUUUAUCAGCGGGACGAAGGGAUCAGUUCCAAAAUCUUGUUUUAUGCGUAAUUUAAUCCAUCAAAAAUGUGUGUGGGUAAUCCUUCAAGAAUAAGCGUGUGUCCAAUUGUGAUUUUGCAGAACUCAGCUGAAAAGUUUGUUUUCUAAGACACCUAUGAGUAAAAAUGUUUCUAAAGAA
Messenger RNA from Bemisia tabaci, 1656 nucleotides. Its product is annotated as dynein axonemal intermediate chain 4. Gene Ontology annotation, biological process: cilium movement. Lineage: Eukaryota; Metazoa; Arthropoda; Insecta; Hemiptera; Aleyrodidae. Gene Ontology annotation, cellular component: axonemal dynein complex. The record is from RefSeq and is a predicted model, not a curated record. Gene Ontology annotation, molecular function: dynein light chain binding; dynein heavy chain binding.